Plasmodium reichenowi is the source of this 393-nucleotide messenger RNA. RefSeq names its product putative membrane protein. The record is from RefSeq and is a predicted model, not a curated record. NCBI's taxonomy places the organism in Eukaryota, Apicomplexa, Aconoidasida, Haemosporida, Plasmodiidae. The transcript is spliced from 5 exons. The annotation marks the transcript as partial.
AUGGAUAAUAUUCGUGAUAAACUUGAACGUUACGAACCUGAUGAAGAAACAAAAAUUUUGUGUACAAAAUAUAUAUAUUUUUUACUAUUUUAUAAUUCCUAUAUUUUUAUAUUAUUUAUAUAUACCUUUUUUACAACUCCAAUAUCGUCAUAUGGAUGGUUAUUUUUUAUGAAUCUGUAUUUUUGCAUAUUUCCUGUGUUUGCAUUUAUGGGUAAUUCUUAUAUACCUUCACUUUUGAGGUUUUAUAAUUGGAUGUUAUUUGUUUCGAGUAUAAUUUCGAUAUUUAUAGUUUUGGAAGCAAUAUUUACUUUUAAAAAAAUUGAUUUAUAUAUAAUGAUAUGCUAUGCGACUUUAACUUGUUGCAAUACAUUUUUAUGUUGGCAUGUAACUCAA